This is a messenger RNA of Paralichthys olivaceus (Japanese flounder), 1422 nucleotides long. The record is from RefSeq and is a predicted model, not a curated record. NCBI's taxonomy places the organism in Eukaryota, Metazoa, Chordata, Actinopteri, Pleuronectiformes, Paralichthyidae.
CAGUUCUUUAUUGCCGACUGUGACGAGGUGACACGCCCCUGACCUCUGACCUCUGACCUCAGAGGACAGACUGAAAAGUUUCUGUCCUCCAGUCUUUUACGAGUGGACGGGUACGGAGCCCCAUAUGGUGAACGAAUGAAUGAUGGAGGGGAGGAAGAGGAGAAGAAAGAGAGAGAGGUGAAGCACAUGUCGGAGAUGGAGGGAAAAAAAGGACAAAGAGCUUCACGGAGCCGCAGGGAAACAGUCGUCACAGCUCUGAACAGGAGGAACGUCCCUGAGAGGAACGUCCCUGAGAGGAACGUCCCUGAGAGGAACGUCCCUGAGAGGACCAAGCAAAAACCACCAGCGGACGCCAUCACCUGCGACGGAUCUUCAGUCUCCACACCGGCUCAGGUUUCCCUCGUUUUUCCUGCUCUGACCCCGGCGAUGCUUCCCUUCACCCCCACCCUCCUCCUCCUCCUCCUCCUCCUGGCUGCUCCGGCCCUCUCGACCCCAUCAGCCUCCCAGGAGCUCCAGGUCAGAGGUCAGAGGACGCAGAGGGACGCCAAGCAAGAGGCCAUCAAGGUGCUGAUCUCCGGGGGCUGUGCCUCUCACGGGGAUUCAUCUGACGUCGGAGGUAAAGAAUUCGACCUGGCCCCUGGUUCUCCGCUGGUCCUGACCCAUCAGAUCAAACUGGUUCCGUCAGGUUCUGGAUCAGGAUCCGGGUCGUGUGGCUGCGAGUCGGACUUUGCUCCUCUGUGGGAGCGUUUGGAGAAUCUGGAGAGGGAGGUGUCGACCCUCCGAGAGAAAUGUGGAGGAGCAGAUGGAGGCUGCUGCACCUCCAAAGAGAGUAAAGGUGCCGGUUGUUCCAUCAAACCCAAAGAGGACGAGUGUCCUAACGAGUGCAGUGACCAGGGACGCUGUGUGGACGGCAGGUGUGAGUGUUUCCCUGGAUUCAGCGGAGCGGACUGCAGCGACUCCAACUGUCCUGGAAACUGCCACGACAACGGGAGGUGUGUGAACGGACAGUGUUCGUGCGACCCGGGAUCCAGCGGCCCGGACUGCUCACAGAAAGCCUGUCCUGGCGACUGCAGAGGUCACGGGCGCUGCGUCAACGGUGAAUGUGUCUGUGACAGUGGAUUCACUGGUGCAGACUGCUCCGAGACUUCCUGCCCUGGACUCUGCACCAACAGGGGGCGCUGCGUCAACGGACAGUGCGUUUGCGAUGAUGGGUUCAGCGGUGCAGACUGCUCUGAGCGAACGUGUCCUAACAACUGUACCGACCGUGGACAGUGCGUCAACGGUCAGUGUGUUUGCAACAGCGACUUCACUGGAGACGACUGCUCCGAAAACACCUGCCCUGGACACUGCACCAACAGGGGGCGCUGCGUCAACGGCCAGUGUGUUUGCAAACAAGGAUUCACAGGUGCAGACUGCUCCGAG